UCAUAGUAAGUGACAAAUUGCAAUCAUUGAUAAUUUUAUUUAAAUUUAAAAUUUAUAAUAUAAUAAAAGUGAAUGGUUGCAAAUUUGUAUUAUUAAAAUAUCAAAGAUUUUAUAUACGUGUAUAAUUCCAUGCAUCUAACUCAAAAAUACACAAUGGCAUUGAAGGAUAUUUAGAAAUUUCCUCACACACGUAACACUAUAAUCUAUUGGAGAAGGUAUAAAGUCUCAAGUUACGCAUGGUUGUACCAAAUUUAUUUGCAUUAUUCAUUAGCACUGAGUUGCUAAUUUAUAAAUUUUGUAAUGGAUGUAAAUAAAUAAUGUCAUGUGAUUGUAAGCCAAAUAUGUCUGAGCCUCAGUUCCUAGAACGAAACUGUCUGAAGGAAGGCAGUAUGUCAGUACCAGUCAGUGUCAACAAUCUCCCUCAGCAUUGGAAAGAGUUUGCAUGUGGUGGGGGAGCAGCUUUCUGUAAUAUUCUCAUUAGCUAUCCACUGAAUAAACUCAUAUUUAGACAAAUGAUGCAUGGAGUGGAAGCUACAUUUGCAUUAAACCAGUUGCAGAAAGAGGGUAUGGGAUUCUUGUACCGAGGUAUGCUCCCACCCUUAUUACAGAGAUCUAUGUCAAUGUCACUUAUGUUCGGAGUCUAUGAUGAAUGCUUGCAACCUCUUUUAGACCAAAAAGUUAACCCUUAUGUUGCUAAAACUAUUGCGGGUGUUGUUGCUGGCUGCUUUGAAGCAACACUUAUGCCAUUUGAAAGACUACAAACAUUGCUCAUUCAUCCAAAAUAUCAUAAGAAGUUCAAGAAUACUGCCCAUGCAACAAGUCACAUUGCUAGAUAUUAUGGAAUUAAAGAAUUCUAUAGAGGAAUGAUACCAAUUCUGUUAAGGAAUGGUCCCUCUAAUGCCAUGUUUUUUAUAAUACGAGAUGAAGUAAAGGUAAGGCUACCUAAUCAAGAAAAUAUGUUGUAUGACAGCAUACAGAAUUUUGUAGCGGGUGCAUCUAUUGGUGCAUUCUUAAGCACUUUGUUUUAUCCUUUAAAUGUCAUUAAGAUAGCUAUGCAGUGCGAGCUAGGAGGUCCUCACCGAACACUUAUUUACGAAUUCAACUAUAUUCUUCGGAAGCGUGGUUCUAAGUUUACGAAUUUCUACCAUGAAGUACUCCAUGAACUAAUAACAGAGUCAAAAAGGCCGAAUUAUCGAUUGGACUACAGAUAUGAAAAGGCAUUCGACGCAUUUUACAAAUUACACCCUGAAGCUGUAAAUUGGUAUCAAGCGCGUAUGCGCUGUGAAGCGGAGAAUACUCAGUUAUUAGUACCAGCAAACCUUGACGAGGCUGACAGCAUACCCCUGCUUAUAGCUCCAAUUCUCACCAAAUAUGAAGGCGUCUAUGUGGGUAUUCACGAUUUGUAUUCAGAGAGAACAUUUGUUACCAUUAAAGGGAGUUAUGUACAAGACUCAAUAUUAGAAUUGUUGUGGGAACUGAAACAGCCAAUGCACAGCGCUGGUCGAUGUGUAGCAUCGCGUCGAAAUGGACGGCUCUUCGUGCAUCCGUGUUCAGACCAACUCCCAUUUGCAUGUAAAAUAAAGGCUUCGAAUGUGAUUUAUUAUCCAGAUUGUGAUACUUAUGACGCACGUUGGAAGUUAGGUCCUAACGCCACAUGUUACAUUACGCAUAUUGAGCCUCAAAAAUGGCACGAAGCAUAUUCAACUUGUUACUCUGCGGGUGGUCACCUCGCAAUUUUGGAUACGCGGCAAGAGGCUGAGUUUAUCCGCGAUGUGUUCAAGCAAGUAGACCAGCACAAGACUCCUGGUGACUUCGCCUUUCUUGGAUUUAGCGAUUUAUUUCAAAGAUACCAUUAUCGCACGGUUGUCGGUGAUCGUUUAGCGGAAAACCAAUUAGACUGGGAUUUUAAGUGUCCAAAUAACAUUACAUCAACCGACGAGGAGCGUUGUGGAGGCUUUAAACGAAGUGGAUUGCUAGCCACUGGGAAUUGCGACAUUCCAUCUAUGUUCUUCUGUGAAAAACCCGCUAGUGGCACAUUCAAAAAUCGGACUAUACUUCGAAAUUUGUCUAAAACGUUUUCUCGGAAGACUCCCUUUGAAGAAAAUGAUUACUUCUAUUAAUUUAGAUUUGUCACUAUUGGAAAUAUUAUA
Vanessa atalanta (red admiral) is the source of this 2150-nucleotide messenger RNA. RefSeq lists its product as uncharacterized. The record is from RefSeq and is a predicted model, not a curated record. Bases 318 to 2120 code for a protein of 600 amino acids. Lineage: Eukaryota; Metazoa; Arthropoda; Insecta; Lepidoptera; Nymphalidae. The transcript is spliced from 7 exons.